CUUCGUGGGAUUCUAUCGGUGGUCAGCUCAGUUUAUGAUCCCUUGGGAUUUCUUGCACCGCUCACACUUCCAGCCAAGCUCAUACUACAGGAUCUGUGUAGGAGGAGCAAUGGAUGGGAUGAUCAGAUUCCCUCAGCUCCCCAGCAGCAGUGGAUGAAAUUGUUACAAGACCUGGAAAAGGUGACGACAUUCAGCAUACAUCGAUGCCUCAAACCGCCAGAUUUUGGACAACCCACUCAUGGCCAAUUACAUCACUUUUCAGAUGCCAGUGAAAGCGGAUACGGUACUGUGACGUAUCUCAGGCUGCAGAACAACAGCAACAUUAUCCAUGUCUCUUUCAUGCUUUGCAAAGCCAGAGUGGCUCCACUCAAGCAAGUGACGAUUCCUCGUUUGGAACUUACUGCUGCUGUUCUUGCUGUUCGAGUAGACACAAUGCUAAGAGCAGAGUUACAGCUUCUACUUGAGAAAUCAUGUUUCUGGACUGAUAGUACUUCAGUUUUGAAGUAUAUCAGGAACGAGGACAGGAGAUUUCAAACCUUUGUAGCAAACAGGAUAUCUACCAUCCGAAGAGCAACCGAUGUCUCACAGUGGAGGUACAUUCAUACCACACAGAACCCUGCAGACGAAGCCUCAAGAGGAUUAACAAUGGAUCAUUUGUUAACAAACCGAAGAUGGAUUGAAGGCCCUGAAUUUCUGUGGAAAACAUAG
This is a messenger RNA of Epinephelus moara (kelp grouper), 708 nucleotides long. RefSeq lists its product as uncharacterized. The annotation marks the transcript as partial. The transcript has a single exon. NCBI's taxonomy places the organism in Eukaryota, Metazoa, Chordata, Actinopteri, Perciformes, Serranidae. The record is from RefSeq and is a predicted model, not a curated record.